This is a messenger RNA of Leguminivora glycinivorella, 3176 nucleotides long. Its product is annotated as transcriptional repressor CTCF-like. Gene Ontology annotation, biological process: regulation of transcription by RNA polymerase II. Gene Ontology annotation, molecular function: DNA-binding transcription factor activity, RNA polymerase II-specific; RNA polymerase II transcription regulatory region sequence-specific DNA binding; zinc ion binding. Gene Ontology annotation, cellular component: nucleus. Bases 177 to 2900 code for a protein of 907 amino acids. NCBI's taxonomy places the organism in Eukaryota, Metazoa, Arthropoda, Insecta, Lepidoptera, Tortricidae. The record is from RefSeq and is a predicted model, not a curated record. The transcript has 15 exons.
UCGGAUUUUGUUCGAUUUGUAGAUUUUUGUGAUCUCUCUUGCUUGAUAUAGAUUUUUAACAUUCUGUGGUUAUUAUUUUGAUUUGGCGCUUGAAAAUAUUCAAAAUGUAGUUACUUAUUUAUUAUAAGAUUAAACUAAGUUGAUAUUUUGAUAAAGAGCUUAGAGUUAAAGAAAGGAUGUCAAGAAUAUGGGAUGUGAAGGCAUGUCGGAGCUGCCUCACAGUAAAGGGCAAGCUGGAGAAAAUAGGAGAGGCUUCCAAGAGGCAAUACACUGCCAUCACAGGUCUUCAGAUUGCAGAGGGUGAUGGCUACCCUGUUUACUUCUGCAUGGAGUGCCGGCAUAACAUCAGGAAGAGUCUGGCCUUUAGGAGAAAGAGUCGCCGCGCGCACUUUGUUCUCAAGGAGAUCCUGAAUGUUAGAAAACAGGUGUCCUAUAGUGACAUAGUGACAGUGAACCGAAAGAAAACUAACUUGGAAUCAUCUCUGAAUUUCUGGGAGCCGCACCACAAUGCUUGCUACAUAUUAGCCAAUAACGAAGGCGAUGAAGAUGACUCCCUACAGAAAUAUAACUUGGAUCCAGCUCAAUAUACAAGAUGUCAUAGUAAAAAUAUUAUCGACAUCAAACCUGAAGUAGAUACUGAAAUACCAGAAGAAGCUAACUCUCCAGAAGAUGAUACAACCAACAAUGAUGUUGAAGAUAUUCCAACCAAUGAUUACCUCGAGCCAGAUAUUGACACAAGCAAUAUUGACAUGAAUGACAUCUUUAAAGAUCUUCAGACUGAACCGGAUGACCCAAGUGAUGACAAUGACGACUUCGUACCACCGCCAGUACCGGAACCAAAAAAAGAAGUUGACGAACUAAAGCUGGCCAGAGAAUUCGCAGAUAACACUAUUGCUAAAACAAUGCUGAUAUUUGAUUUGAAAGUCUUGAAUUUAGCAGAACAGAAAGAGAAGAUGGAGUUGAGGAAGUCCCUGCCGCCAUUUUGUCGAGCGCCGUAUAAGUGCUCUAUGUGUAUGACCAUACAUAAGACAAUGAAUGACUUGGUUAAACAUGUAGGGUACCAUAACAAAAGAAAAUUCGCGCACAGUUGUCAGGUGUGCAAAAACAACUUUCCCACGGCGGAAGAGCUCAACGCGCACGUGGCCAAUAACCAUAUGUACGAAUAUACUUGUAAGAUCUGUCGCGCCAAGGUCUACACCCAAAAAGACGCAGUGAUCCACAAUAAAUCCAAGCACCCAAAAGAAAGUCUGGAGCUAGUACAAGCGAUGAUCCGUAGGCGGGAACUGAAGCAAACUCUGUCCAUCUUCACCAUAACUCCGAUGUCGCAGCAGAUGAUGAAAGACGUUAUGUUGCUACGUUCGAGGCCAGAAAAUCAUCGUAAAAGACUGGAGGCGGGACAAACGAAGCCGGGCGAAAAGAGCGACUUCACCUGCGACAUUUGCGGCACCGGGUUCAAGUACCGGAAGAGUCUGUCCAAGCACAUGGUGUUACGACAUCGGUACUUGUACACUUGCAAGCUUUGCAAGGAGGUGUGCACUACGCGAGGAGAAGCCAUACAGCAUAACGAUGAGGUGCACCCGCGGAAACACCCGUGCGAGACUUGUGGGAAGACAUUCAAGAACUCAACUAAGCUACAAACGCACAUUACGGCCGAGCACACGAAGUGCGUCCCCUGCAACCUGUGCGGACUCGCGGUCAAAUCGCCGAAGUCCUUUUAUAACCACCAGCUGAGAGAGCAUGGAUAUAUCAGUAUAAACGACCCACUGCUAGGCGAUCCAAAUCACAAGUGCAGCGAAUGCAGCGUGCAAUUUGUAGACCGACGCAGCCUGGACCGCCACCUCGUCAAUAUGAACCACAAGGGGGUGGAUAUGGUCCCGUUUGCGUGCAUACCCUGCAAGAAGUUGUUCGAAACCGAAGAAGAUCUAGAAACGCACUUUGUCGUGUGUGUGUACGCGAGGAAAUAUCCACGCAAGUGCUGCUACUGUUCGGAAAUGCUGCACAACGCGACGCAGUACAAGAUGCACUAUCUGCAUUCGCAUCCGACGCUGCAGUACCGGUACCUCACUCAGAACAGCAUCUGCGACAUUUGCGGCAAGUCUAUCUUCAAGCCGUUCCUGGAAGCGCACAUCCGCACACACGAGGCCGCCACCAUCCAGUGCCGGCUGUGCGCGUCCACGCACGCCCAGCCCGCGCAGCACGUGGCACACGUUCUGGCACAGCACGCGCGCCGCCCCUGGUGCUGCGCGCUGUGUGCGCGCCGGUUCAAGUUCCGCAGCGACUGCAAGGACCACAUACUCAAGGUCCACGAACCAACCAAACUCUUCAAAUGCGAAUUCUGUGGCCUCGAAUUCUCCUACUGGAAGAACUUGAAAGAGCAUUCCGAGACCAUCCACGACUUAGUCAUCCCCCCUAUCAAGACCAAGGUGGCCAAACAUAAAGACAAAAUGCUUGUCUACGCACACAUGAAAAUAAUAAUGAACGAACUAGAGAGAGAAAUCGUCCAGCAAUUAAAUGUAGAACUAAUGGACUACCUAGAACAGAAAUCUAAACCAGUAGAAUACGAGAACUACUUCAUAUUCAGUCCUGACGCAGAAGAAAUUGCCACUUACAAGACUAAGAAGAAGUCGAAGAAGAAAUCUAAAAAGAGCGAGAUAGAAACAGCAGUCGCUCAAAUCAGUGAGCCUGAGACUAGCUUGAAAAUUGAGAAAAUUGAAGUAAUAAAACCGGGCUAUGUAGAUACGGAAAUUGAAGAGGUGACCCCUAAAGAGGAGGAGAUAGUGGAAAUGGAAGUAGACAGUGGUGAGGGUGGUACACCGCUGGAGGUUAUUGAGAACGAUGGCCACCAGUUCGUGAUGAUCAACGGGGAGAUGUAUAGGAUAGCUUGUGAGGACGAAGAUUGAAAUUAUGACUAAUUGAAAGUUAGUUGUUUUACUGAUAUCUUAGUUCGGUGACCAAUAGUUUAUUUUUUAUUGGCUUUUGCCGGGCAAACUUCGAAUUUUGCGGAAUGGUCCAUACAAACUUCCCAUUUUAGGAAGUAGGGGGGGGGGGGGGUAGAAAUAGGGAAAAACGAGCCUAUGUCACUCUAUCCUUUUGACCUUUGACUAAAAAAAAUCAGGUCAAUUCGUCGCUCCAUUUUGCUCUGAACGACGGACUACAGUAUGGGGUCCUUCAAAAAA